AUGAAGGCCGAGGAGAACAUUGAGGCGGCUCGCCCUACGAGCCCCCGACAGGGCUCUCAAUUUGACGUUGAGAUCAAAGGAGCUGGUCGUGAUGCCGAGCUGUCAGCUACUUACGGUGUCACCCAGCGUGGCCUGGAGCCUCGCCAUGUCCAUCUCAUGGCCAUCGGUGGUUCCAUCGGUAUUGGUAUCUGGGUCGGUAUUGGCAGUGUCUUGAGCAAGGCCGGUCCGCUCUCCCUGAUCCUCGGAUAUGCCAUCUGGGGCUGCUUCGCCAUCUGGCCUCUCUAUCUCGUCGUCGCCGAAAUGUGCGCCUACCUCCCUGUCCGCGGUUCCAUCUUCGAAUUGGCUUCUCGAUUUGCCGACCCUGCUGUUGGUUUUGCGAUGGGAUGGACAUACUUCUUUGCUGGUACUAUGCUGGUCUGCACCGAGUACAGUGCUGUCGCGACUGUGAUGCAAUAUUGGAGCCCGGAUACCAACGCAGCAGCCUGGAUUGCCAUGGCAAUGGGCAGCUGCGUCUUGCUGAACAUUGCUGCUGUUAAGUGGUUCGGCGAGGCUGAGUUCGUCAUGGCCUUCACCAAGAUCAUCCUCCUCGUCAUGCUCGUCCUUCUCACCCUCAUCACCAUGUCGGGCGGCAACCCAGCUGGUGACGCCUACGGCUUCCGCAACUGGGGCGCUGGAGCGAUGCACUCAUACUACACCUCCGGCGGCGCGGGCAGAUUCCUCGGUGUCUGGAAGGUUGUCAUCUACGCCGCUUUCACCCUGGCCGGCCCUGACAUGAUUGCUCUCGCCGCUGGCGAGAUCCAGAACCCCCGCCGCACCAUCCCCCGCGUUGCCAGCCUCAUCUUCUACCGAAUUGUUGGCUUCUACGUCAUUGGUGUUCUGGCUGUCGGCAUCAUCUGCUCUUCUCGCGAUCCUGGUCUGCAGGAGGCCCUCUCCAAUGGAAAGUCUGGUGCAAAUGCCUCCCCCUGGGUCAUUGGUAUCCAGAACCUGGGCAUCAGCGUCCUGCCCCAUAUCGUCAACGCCUUCAUCCUUCUCUCUGGAUGGUCUUGCGGUAACGCCUAUCUCUACUCUGCUUCCCGAACUCUCUACGGUCUUGCGCGAGACGGCCAAGCUCCCAAGUUCCUCAUGAAGUGCACCAGCAAUGGUGUCCCCAUUAUCGCCGUCGCCAUCGUCUCCCUCAUCACCUGCAUCACCUUCCUCGUCUCCUCCAACGCCGCCGUCGAAGUCUUCUUCUGGUUCGUUGACCUGACCACCACCGCCCUGAUCGCCACCUACAUCUGGAUGCUCAUCACCUACUUCGGCUUCUGGCGCGCCUGCAAGGCCCAGGGAAUCACCAAGGACGCCCUCCCCUACGCCGCUCCCUGGACCCCCUACACCCCGAUACUCUCCCUCGUCAUCUGCUCGCUCACAAUCAUCUUCGUCGGCUUCGAUGUCUUCUCCCCCUUCAGCGUCCGCGGAUUCAUCACGUCCUACUUCGCCGUCGCUUUCGGCAUCUUCAUGUUCCUCCUCGGCAAGGUCAUGUACGCCUACCAGGGCCGCGCGCCCUUCUGGAGCUGGGUCAAGCCCGAAGAGGCCGACCUCAUCAGCGGCAUGGCCGAGAUCAACGCCGAGUGCGCCCAGUGGGAGGAGGGCGGCAUCGAGGAGAACGAGAGGGCCCGCCUGGCGGAGAUGAAUUUCGUCGCCAGGACUUGGGCGCGCAUGUGGUAA
Molecule: messenger RNA, 1704 nt
Organism: Clonostachys rhizophaga
Lineage: Eukaryota; Fungi; Ascomycota; Sordariomycetes; Hypocreales; Bionectriaceae
Source: the annotation of a GenBank genome assembly